Messenger RNA from Hippocampus comes (tiger tail seahorse), 1729 nucleotides. RefSeq names its product Meis homeobox 2b (gene meis2b). The record is from RefSeq and is a predicted model, not a curated record. Lineage: Eukaryota; Metazoa; Chordata; Actinopteri; Syngnathiformes; Syngnathidae. Gene Ontology annotation, biological process: regulation of DNA-templated transcription. Bases 355 to 1530 code for a protein of 391 amino acids. Gene Ontology annotation, molecular function: DNA binding. The transcript has 13 exons.
AUCUGCGAGCAGAGAGCGUGUCGGCGCGCACGGACGCGAGAACCCACUCCCAACAAGCGGAGGACUGACAAGCAGAGACAGUCUUCUUUUUUUGUCCGAGCCUUGCAUCUGAUGCUCAGAUGCACAUCAAACACACGCACUGAUCCUUACAGAUGAGCCCAGGAAUCAAGUUUGCAAGGACAGAUGAUGAUUCCUUCUUCCCUCUGAUCACUUCCAAUUGAUUGACAUUCCCUUUGACUUGCCAACAGGACUAUAAUUAAAUUUAGGAAUAUACUUUUGGGACUCUUGGAUUUUAAAAAUCAUCCCUGCUUUUCGGUGUCACUUGUCUUCAGCGCUUGAAAAUUGCGCGCAACGAUGGCGCAAAGGUACGAUGAGUUGGCUCAUUACGGAGGCGGGAUGGAUGGAGUUGGAGUCCCGACAUCCAUGUACGGAGACCCCCACGCCCCGCGGCCCCUACCCCAGGUCCACCACCUGAACCACGGGCCGCCCCCGCAUCCCACGCAGCACUACGGGGCCCACGCACCGCACAGCAUCAUGCCGGGCAGCAUGGGCAGUGCGGUCAAUGACGCCCUGAAAAGAGACAAGGACCAGAUUUACGGCCAUCCUUUAUUCCCGCUUCUUGCCCUGGUUUUCGAAAAGUGCGAGCUGGCGACGUGUACGCCCAGAGAACCCGGAGUGGCUGGCGGCGACGUGUGCUCCUCGGAUUCUUUCAACGAAGACAUAGCGGUGUUUGCCAAACAGAUCCGAGCAGAGAAACCUUUAUUUUCUUCGAACCCGGAGCUGGAUAACUUGAUGAUUCAAGCCAUCCAAGUGCUGCGUUUUCAUCUACUGGAAUUGGAAAAGGUGCACGAGCUUUGCGAUAACUUCUGCCAUCGGUACAUCAGCUGCCUGAAAGGCAAAAUGCCCAUCGACUUGGUCAUUGAGGAGCGGGACGUCUGCAAGUCGGAUUUUGAUGAUCUGUCGGGAUCGUCCACCAACCUCGCAGAUCAUAACCCGGCAUCCUGGAGAGACUUGGAUGACGCCCACUCCACACCCUCGGUAGGAACCCCGGGACCAUCCAGUGGGGGACACGUCUCUCAGAGCGGAGACAACACCAGUGAACUCGGAGAUGGUCUCGACAACAGCCUAGCAUCACCGGGCACGGGAGAUGAAGAUGACCAGGACAAGAAGAGGCAGAAGAAAAGAGGCAUCUUCCCGAAAGUGGCGACAAAUAUCAUGAGAGCGUGGCUAUUCCAGCACCUUACGCAUCCGUAUCCCUCAGAGGAACAGAAGAAACAGUUAGCACAAGACACGGGCCUCACCAUUCUCCAAGUCAACAACUGGUUCAUCAAUGCACGGAGGAGAAUAGUUCAGCCGAUGAUCGACCAGUCCAACAGAGCAGUGAGUCAGGGUACAGCUUACAGUCCAGACGGCCAACCAAUGGGAGGCUUUGUCCUUGAUGGACAGCAGCACAUGGGCCUUCGACCCGGAGGUCCGAUGGGGGGUAUGGGUAUGAACAUGGGCAUGGACGGGCAAUGGCACUACAUGUAAGACCACAUUGCUGAGGCCAGCCUCAACAACAGGGCAGAGCCUCCAUGGUUGGCUCAGGGAUCUUCAUUCAUCUUGUGGAGCUUGAAGCCGCCGGUGCAUAUCCCACGUGACCACCCCCCACGCGCCUCACCUCAACUUUGACGCUCCGUCGCUUUUGCACGGGCACGUGUGUCGAGGAUCACGUGUUGGGGUUGGGGGU